Molecule: messenger RNA, 2927 nt
Organism: Pseudophryne corroboree (corroboree frog)
Lineage: Eukaryota; Metazoa; Chordata; Amphibia; Anura; Myobatrachidae
Gene: TMEM144
Product: transmembrane protein 144
Exons: 12
Coding region: 299-1375 (358 amino acids)
Biological process (GO): carbohydrate transmembrane transport
Cellular component (GO): membrane
Molecular function (GO): carbohydrate transmembrane transporter activity
Source: RefSeq, a predicted model, not a curated record
UAUGAAGCCUAGAAAGGGAGAGGGCACAUGAUAGGUCUGAGCGACAGCUCCGGCACGCCUACAGGCUGACCAUGUACACACAAACACACACGUGGCUGACAAAGCGUCUGUGAUGAGGUGUGCCGCCGCAGCGCUGGCUGAGCCGGGCCGGCUGUCAUGUGAUCAGGAAGAAAGUCACCUGACUCCUUCAUUUCGGUAACUGGAAAUGCAAAACAAAGCUUAAUAACAAGUGCGGGGACAGAGCCCUCUUGCUGCUGAUUUCUUACAUAAGGGAAAAGGAUAUCAAAACAUUUAAGCCAUGGAAGACUGGAUGAUUCCUAGUAACCACAGUGUCAAUAAUAACAGUUCUAAUCUAGCGCUGGGCUUCACAUCUUCUGUUGUAUCGGUUAUCUUGUUUGGCUCCAACUUUGUCCCAGUGAAGAAGUUAGACACUGGAGAUGGCAUGUUCUUCCAAUGGAUUCUGUGUGCCUCAAUAUGGAUCGUCUCUUUAGUAGUCAAUCUCAUUCUCCGCUGUCCAAAAUUCUGGCCUCUUGCAAUGGUCGGAGGUUGUGUCUGGGCUACAGGUAAUAUUACAGUUGUUCCAAUAGUAAAGACAGUUGGCCUUGGACUAGGUCUUCUACUUUGGGCUUCUACCAACCUAUUAACUGGCUGGGCAAGUUCAAGGUUUGGGAUGUUUGGAAUUGACCCAGAAGUGGUGGAAAGGCCAUAUUUAAACUAUGCAGGAGCAGGUCUCUCAGCUCUGAGUGCCAUUAUUUUUCUAUUUGUGAAAACCGAAGUAAAAAGUGUCACAUCGGAGUCAGAAACAACCCCACUUCUAAGGAAUAGUAUUAACUCCCAGGAACACGCUGUUACAGAUGCAUCAUGGGUAGACAAAUUAUCACCUUUACAAAGGCGGAUAAUAGGCUCCGUGAUGGCUAUUGUAGCAGGAGUUCUUUACGGUUCCUGCUUUAUUCCAGUUCUCUACAUCAAAGACCACAGUAAGAACAAUGAAAGCAUAUAUGCCGGAGCCAGUCAGUUUGAUCUGGAUUAUGUGUUUGCACACUACAGUGGCAUUUUUAUCACUAGCACCGUAUACUUCCUCAUUUACUGUGCAGCAAUGAGAAAUCGCCCUAAAGUUUAUCCAGAAGCCAUACUGCCUGGUUUUAUCUCUGGAUUUCUCUGGGCAAUUGCCAAUUGCUGCUGGUUUCUAGCGAAUAACUACCUCAGUGCUGUGGUCAGCUUCCCAAUUAUCACUGCGGGUCCUGGAUUGGUUGCUGCUAUGUGGGGAGUUUUAGUUUUUAAAGAAAUAAGGGGCCUGAGGAACUACCUGCUUCUUGUGCUGGCGUUUUGUAUUGUACUCUCAGGUUCUCUCCUGACAGCUUUUUCUAAAACAUGAGGAACAAUAUUAUGAAAUUUCCACCAGGAGGUGCUAGUGAUUUACUGCUGUUACCUAAGCAUUGUCUUAUGCUGACAAAUGCAAACGGAUGUGGGACAUACUGCUUUUCUUCUUUAUUGGAAGAAAUGGAAGCCAGUGUUUAUUUGUGUUAUGUUUUUAUUUUGAAAUAUUAUUAUUGCAUUUUGAUGUUGCUCCUAUGCAACAUCAAACACUCUAUGAGAACACUCUCUUGUUAUAAUUUGUUAAGGUGCAUACACACUGGGCGGUUUUGCCCAGCGAUGAUCGCGAACAUCGGUGGCAGGAAAAUAGCUCAGUGCAUACACAGAAUACGGGCCAGUUUGUAUAGGCCUUUACUGUUUUUUUUUUUUUUUUUUUUUUUUUUAAAUAAUUAAGUGUACAUACAGAUGUGUUCUUAUACAUCAAAGAACUCUUUGCAGCGCACCAGGUUCCUUGUGCCAAGUGUCUUUUUCAUCUGAACUUGCAUCUAAUGCUAGCUACACACCUGAACGACAGAUUGGCCUUUCAGCCAGUCCGCUGACCUGACGAUUGCUAAGGGCAUACACACUUACCGCCCGAUGUGUCGUACCGGACAUAACAACUGAGUGGGCAUUUAAGUGUGCCCGUCCAGUUGAGAUGUCAGCCAUUGGUAGUCCCUGCAGCAAGUGUAACUGCCUAUACACACAGCCAGAUGGCCCAAUAUAUCUGCACAUAAAUCGUUCUUCAGCUGUGCUGCACAGCUGACGUGAUAUGUCUGUGAACAGUGUCAUUCAUAAACAUAUCAGGGGUACACAACCGCCGACGGAUUUACGAUAUAUCGCCCAUUUGCUUGAACUGCUGAUAUAUCGGUAAAUGCGUAUCUUGCUUUAGUCGCAAUAUGAAGCAAGAAAACUGAUUACUUUGCUAUGCGACACUUGUAUAUCUGUGUGCGAAUAAGUCUUAGUCUGAUGCAAAGUCUGGCAAAAAAGAUGCUGCACUACUUAGUGCAGUGCACUUGCACCUGGCAUCUUGCUACGCAUGGCGCAUUUUGUAUAUGCGGACACAUCUCUAUAUCUAGAUUUUGUUUCUAGCAGAAAUUUUGUUGUAUCCCUUUUUAAAACCCUGUAAUUUGUAAUAUUUCUACAGUCCUAAUUCCAUCUUUACACUUCCUUUUAAAAGGCAACAUAUACUGUAUAAAAUAGGUGCAAAAUGGAAAUUGGACAUGUCGACACUGUGUGUGGAAUAUUAGUGUCAUUUAUGGCUAUUCCUUGGAGAGCUACUGUAAGAGGUUGUAUUUUGUACCAACCCAUCUGCCACCCCCUAGUAAUAAUAUUAUUGUUUUGAAAAUUUCUGAAGUAUCUGGUUUCUCUACAUAGAAUUGAUGAUGACUCCUUGUAAAAAUGUAAAAAAAAAUAAUCAAUUUUGGCAAUUUCUGAUUAGAGAGGACUACAAUUUACCAGUCGGCACUCACCCCACACUACACUUUUUUAACUGGAUAGCCACUUGGAUAUUGUCAGCGCUGAGCUGUUUUAAUAACAUUUAACAUUGCUUAUAAAUGAAUAUGUUUUAAUUUUAA